Colletotrichum higginsianum IMI 349063 is the source of this 189-nucleotide messenger RNA. RefSeq lists its product as uncharacterized. Lineage: Eukaryota; Fungi; Ascomycota; Sordariomycetes; Glomerellales; Glomerellaceae. The coding region runs from base 1 to 189 and encodes 62 amino acids. The transcript has a single exon. The record is from RefSeq and is a predicted model, not a curated record.
AUGAUCGGGUGCCGGAGGUGUGCCCCACUUCAGAACCUUUCCGGGCCUUCGCUGGCGCCCGGGUGGGGCCUGAUAGAGGGCGAUUUCGGGAGCAUCGAGGCCGGACCUUCGCCCUACGUUCCGCUCUGCAACGAGGACGUCGUCUUGAGGAGAUGCCGCGGCUUAAGCCGCCUGUUCUUGCUCGUUUAG